AAUGUAUUGUUGUUGCGAGUGGGUGUGGAAACAGGAGAAGACCGAAUAGGCGGAAAAGUAACAACAGUAAUUUGCGCUCUUUGACCGGCUUUGAAAACCUGCUAAGCUAAAAGGAUCGUAGAUACUAUACAACGACCAUGUCAUCGUCCUCAACCUCCAGUCCCACGGACAACAGUUCGCACGGUUCAGUGGCAUUGUCCUCGUUUGGAGCCAUAAACGCCUAUUCCGGAACAAAUACAAGCACCCAGAGUGGCGCCCAGAAGCCAUUUUCCCUUUCCGAGCGUCUGAAAUUUGAGAUAUACCGUUACUCCAGCUAUUCGCCAAACUAUCUGCCAGAAAACGUUUUAGUGGACUGCCCCAACGACCAGACCUCCCGCUGGUCCGCCUACAGCAACAGCCCGCCACAGUUUCUUACCUUAAAGCUGCGCCGUCCCGCCAUUGUCAAAAAGAUCAAAUUUGGCAAGUUCGAGAAGUCGCACGUCUGCAACAUAAAGAAAUUUCGCGUAUAUGGUGGAUUGGAGGACGAUCAUAUGGUCUUGCUUCUAGAGGGAGGCCUUAAGAACGACAACAUACCGGAAAUAUUCAACCUGCGUUGCCUUACCGAAGACGGCUCAGAGAACUUGCCCAUUCUGUACCUCAAAAUUGUUCCCCUCUUGUCCUGGGGGCCAUCGUUCAACUUCAGUAUUUGGUACAUCGAACUGCACGGGCAGGACGACCCAAUGUACACGAGUGCGCGGAUGAAGAACUACAAUACCCGACGUGAAGUGGAGAUUAUAAAGCUUUGUCUGAAGCACUUCCGCCAGCAGGGUUAUACGAGUGCCUUUGAGGCGCUCCAGGAGCAAACGAGCGUGCAACUGGAGCACCCUUUGAUCAGUGAGCUACACAAGUAUCUGGUGGUCCAGGGAGACUUUGAAAAGGCUGAGCGCUUUGUGGCCGAGUGCAUAGACGAGGGACUAAUGGAUGAGUAUUUGCACAAGCAGGAUUACAAGCAUAGCUGGCAUAUGAAGUACUCGGAAAGCGAGACAAAGCCUGGAAAUCGAGGAGGACACCAGCUGGUAGUCGAUGCCAAAAAGCGUCUGAUAUAUCUAUAUGGCGGUUGGGAUGGCUACCAGGAUCUGAGCGAUCUGUGGGUGUACAACAUCGAGGAGGAUAACUGGUCGCUUCUCUGCGAGAGAUCGGAACUUGUCAAUGGACCCACACCGCGCUCCUGCCAUAAAAUGGUCUUUGAUCCCAUUAGCGAGAAUAUAUUCAUGCUUGGGCGAUAUCUGGAUAAUUCGAUUCGUACCUCGGAUUAUAUAAAGAGCGACUUUUAUCUGUAUGAUACCAGGGCACGCAAUUGGAUGCAGAUCUGUGAUGACACCAGCCAAGUGGGGGGUCCGCAUCUAGUGUACGAUCACCAGAUGUGCAUGGACGCCGAUAAGCGGACCAUCUAUGUGUUCGGUGGCAAAAUACUGACACCACGAAGUGUCAACGCCACGGGUUCAAUUGAACCAGAGUACUCUGGCCUAUUUUCCUAUCACAUAGCAACGAAUACAUGGUCGCAGAUAAUGGUGGAUUGUCACCAUUCGAGUGCCUCGCAAGCGGAUGUGAUGUCCAUCAAAUCCAGGAUAACUCAUUGCAUGGUUUUUCAUAAUAAACAACGAAAGCUAUACAUUUACGGAGGACAACGUGGCAAGGAGGACUUGGACGAAUUCCUCAGCUACGAUGUCGAUACUCAGGCAAUAACAGUGCUAAACAAGGAGCACCCCCACCAUGGAACCACCGCUGGCAACGAAACCAAAUUCGAGCCCUCUUCAGGUUAUACACUGCGAUCCACAAUAGAUUGCGAACGAGAUGAGAUUUACAUAUUUUCGAGUCUGAGUAAGGUUAAGGAUCGUCGCGAUAUACAGCAUACAGAUGCAGCCAACUCGUUCUGGGUCUAUUCUCUACGCAACCACAAGUGGUCGCGGAUAUAUUACUGCCGUCACAGUGGACAGGAUGCCAACACCAUCAACCGAUCGAAUGUCCUUGGUGCCAGCAAGGGCGAUGGAAGCUUGGAACCCUGUCCACGCUACGCCCAUCAACUGGUCUAUGAUGAUGUGGCCAAUACCCAUUAUCUGUUUGGUGGUAAUCCUGGAAUCUGUCAGCAACCGCAACUAAGACUCGAUGAUUUCUGGUUGCUGCAGUUGGAAAAGCCAAAACGCGAGGAAAUCCUCAAGCAUUGCCGGUUUCUAGUGCGCAAGUUGCGUUAUGAGGAAAUGACACGCCGGGAUCCCUUGAAGGCGAUGCAGUAUUUGCGGCAUAAUAUAGCUGCAGUGAUCGAUCAUGCCGAUGCGGAGCAGUUAAAUAAUUUUCACAAACUUGCUUCGUUGCUGUUCAAAAACCAUGACAGCAGCCUGGAUAGGGAGAGCAAUAUGACCACGCCAGCGCUGUGUGCUGAAACUGAAGAUCUAGAAACAGAUGCCGAUGUGUCAGCAAAACUAAAAGAUGAAGUUACCGAUGGUAUUGUCCAGGAGAAUCUUUCACUGGAAUCCAACGAAAGCCUGGCCUCGUCUGGCAUCUCUGAAGCCGUUUCCAGUCCCACCUCCAGCUCCACGUGCACCAAACGAGCCCGCACAGAGUCCACCUCGGAGCUGAAAAAUAAAAGAGCCUUCCUGUUCAACAAACUGGUGCAACUGAUGCCACCGAGCAUGGUCCAACCGGAGCGCAAUCUUAGCGACUUUGUCGUCAUGUAACAAAACAAAAAAACAAAAAGCCCAAGUGCCAAAACUAUUUCAUACAUCCUUGCCCCUUAAUUAUUAAGUAACUUAAAGUGUGAGAGUUUCGUUUUUCAUGUUGUUGUUGAUCGAUGUGAUGUUUCAUUUAGCUUGUUUUCCCGCCCAUAUUAUGUUUUACGGCCGAAAUGCAAAGCAUGACAUAAACAUAAAUAUGAUUUUAUUGUGAUAGAUUGUUUGUAACUGGAAGAAACCCAGAAGAAAGCUUAAGAGAGAAAAUGUGUGUGUUGAAUGUAACCGAUUGUGUACGAAGUUUAUAAGUUUAAAAAUAAAAUAAAAGUUUUGUAACGUCCAUAAAAUC
Molecule: messenger RNA, 3054 nt
Organism: Drosophila bipectinata
Lineage: Eukaryota; Metazoa; Arthropoda; Insecta; Diptera; Drosophilidae
Gene: muskelin
Product: muskelin 1
Cellular component (GO): cytoplasm
Molecular function (GO): protein binding
Source: RefSeq, a predicted model, not a curated record